AGGAUCAGGGAGCCUGAAAGAAAAAGUUGUGACAGAUUUAGAGAACGGCAAAAAAAAAGUCCAGAGGGAGACAGACAGAGCUUUGCCCCGAAGGUUCCUGAGGAAGAAACGAGACAGAUAAAGAGGCAGAGAUAAUCAGAGAGAGAGAGGGAGGGAGGGAGGGAGGGAAGAGUGCAGCUGUUGUGCGAGGAGAAAAUAUAGAUAAAAGAAAGUGAGAAGGUGCACAAGUGUGAAGGGCGAAGGAGAAGAGACUGACAACACAACCAAGGCUGGAAAGAAAAAAAAAAAGAGUGUCAGCAAAUAAAUUAAAUCGGGUUGGAGACGUACGGCAAACAGUCACCUGACAUCAAACAAAACGGUGAGAAUGGAAACGCAGCACGACACGAGGAAAGACUUCCUCUGAAGUCCAAAGGAGAAAGAAAACAGGAGCUGGGUUUGACGCAAAGAAGAGGAGACGAUUCCCUCACCAUGUUUUAUUCAGCUGGUUUCCCAAAUUCAAACAACCUGCGCCGGAAGAGCAACUUUGUCCCAGGAUAGAAUGAAGAGAGGAGCAAAGAGAUACCUGCCGAGUCUGUGAUACCCUCCUGCUCCUCCUCUUCUCCCUUUCUUUCACUUUACAUCCAGCUUUAGAUUCACUAACUUCCUCCUCCUCUGCCCUGACAUCUCCAUUCCUCCCCACCUCUGGAUGAUACCCCUGGUAUCACUAUGUGGAUACCAGCUUUGCUCCUAUGGAUUCUUAAUAUCAGCAAUUUAUGCUCAGGACAAGACUAUACGGACUAUUACCAAACUGGAGACAUGGGCACCGAGGCUCCAGUACUGUCAGAUGACCAGGCCAGUUUGGAGUCAGUGACGAGCGUGGAUCAGCUCAUACAGCUUCUAUACCCCAAAUACACUUUGCUUCAGCACUGCCUGACGAAGAAAUCAUGGCACGCCUCCUCUUCCCCCUCUUUUUCUACCUCCUCAGCAAACCCUUUAGUCCACUCUAAAGAUGAGGACCUGUGGGGUCAGCCGAGGGAGGAGGCUCUUUUCAAAAUGGACAGGACUUUGGAAGUCAUCUUAGAGGAGAUCCAGCGGACCUCAUGCCAGCCCAGAGAGGUGUGUGUUGAGGUCGCCAAAGAAUACCCAGAAUCCACCAGUCAGUUCUACCUCCCUCGCUGUGUGGCGCUGCAUAGGUGCGGAGGGUGCUGCACCAACGAGGCCUUUUACUGCACCAACACAAGUCACACGUUCGUCAACAAGACACUGAUGGAACUGUCCCCGCCCAGGAUGGAUCGCUCAGUCGUCAUGGUAUCCUUCGUCAACCACACUUCGUGCGAAUGCCUCUCCAAGCGGCCGCUCCACUCCAUCAUACGACGAGCUGCAUCAGAUCACCUGUGUUCCCCACCUGAAGUUCCCUGUGCCUCCGGGUCAUUAUGGGAUCCAACGAACUGUGUGUGUGUCUCUGCAGACACCUUAAACUACUCAGAGAGAGAAACAGAGGCGCUGGACUCGGGUCUGCUGGCUCUCUGUGGGCCCAACAGGAUUCUGCAUGAGUCCACCUGCGAGUGCGUUUGUCGGAAUGGACUCACCGAGGACAGCUGCGAUCCAGGCUGGAAACUGGACCACAACACCUGUGAAUGCCAGUGUGAAGGCCAAGGUGAGGGGAAGUGGUGCCCCACCGGCCAGCGGUGGGAUGCCGAGCUGUGUGGCUGCGUGUGUGCCGCUGAGUGUCCCGGGAACCAGCCCCUGAACCCCGACACCUGCCUGUGUCAGUGCAGAGAGAGUGCAAAGUCGUGUCUGCGGCAGGGCAAAAGGUUCAACCCCACCUCCUGCAGUUGUUACAGGUUGCCUUGCAGAAAGCCCCAACGUGUGUGCCAGGCGGGUUUUUACUACAGCCACCAAGUCUGCCAGUGCAUUCCCAACUACAUGAGGCCUGAGUGGAAUUAACCAAUCAGAGACAGGAGGAAAUAGACUGCAGGUGAAGCCACUUAUUGCCUGAAAACAGAGGGACAAGAAGGACGUGCGUCUUGACAGGAGGACAGGAGGGUGGAACUACACAUUUACAUGUACUGGACUACAACAGCAGCACAUGGAGGAGUUUUAUUAGUUCUGUCUAUGCGCUAAUUCUGUCUGCAAGAGGAUGGCGGUGCUGAAAUAAAAAGGCCAAAACAGCCAUCCCAUAUGCAACAAAACUCAUAUGAAAUUGAGUAAUUUCAGCCAAAGAGAGAUAUCUGACUUUCUGGGACUCUAAUAACUUCAAUGACACCUGCCUAAAAGCAUGACAGCAAGGUGGGAUGGACCGAUCAGACUCUAAACCAGCAUUCAUCCCCGCCACAACGUGUUUGAGCAAGAUAUUCAACCAGCGGCCCGAUGCACACACACCACCCAUGUGAAAUGGAAAGUGGAAUUUAUAAUAACAGACCAGACUCUUUUCUUUUUUUCUUUUAGAUGAACUAAGCUGUAGGCACUUUGGCAGUCUUGAGUCGUGAGAUGUUUGAGAGGUUGAAGGAUUUUUAUUGCAGAAAUCAUGUAAUGUGAUGUAGCCGGGGCCUUAUAUUUCCCUUCAUUUCUUUUAGCCGAGGCGGAAAUGGGGACGACGUGUUUCGGUGGUCUAUUCAGAGCGACUAUAUUGAAAGGGAUGGAGUGAAGGUCUAGUUUCAUCUUUGUCUCAUGUUUAACACAAAGGAGGUUUAAUGCCAGACCCUGUUUGAUUGAACGCUAACACUCCCAAAGAGCUAUUAUAUCCUCCAGUCUCUACUUGCCUCUACUGUAGCGCUGCUCUCUGAAGGUUUCACUCAUAUGUGGCUGAAACUGAUCACAAUCGAUGGUAACACUUGGGUCUCUGGAUCUUCUGGUAAUUUAACUUUUACACACUCUAAGUAAUAUUAUUUGUAAAUAUUGAAAUCUUUUGUCAUAUUUAAAACUGAUAUUUUGAAGACCGAAUCUUGUGUGGUUGUAAAAUACUGUAUUUAAGUCCCAAUUAAUGACUAUUGUUUUGCAUUAAAACAAUUGACAUGCCGUUGUACUCUGUUGUAAUUAUUAUGGAGAAAUUGAAUUUUCUUUGUAAUUGUCCAUUUUGCCUGCACUGCGAGAUUAUUUGUAACAGUUCAUUUAGGCUAUACUAUACAGCUUUAAGAAAAACAAUGAUUUUAGGGCACACUAAAUACAUUAAAUGUUAGGAUGAUUUAUUGAAGAGUAGAGACGAUUGUAGUGUUUGUGCUACAUGGAUGUAGAGAAAAACUGAAACCCGCUACUAUUAAAUAUUUAAAGUAGUUUUGAAGUAUUGAUUAAAAGCCUUGUCUGACAAUGUUUGUUUCCCAGUUCUGUUAAUGUUGCAAAUUAUUUUUUUGGUGUUACACUGGCAGUGGUAUGUGAAUUCUGGUGCACACCAAAUAUCAUUUGUUUAAGUUUUUUUUUUUUUUUUACAUCCAAACUGUCCAAUGUUGUCAAAACCCAUAAUUUACAAGUAAUAUGUGUUAUUGUAGAAUGUAACUACUCUGCAUGUUUUCCAAAAAUAUAAAACGUUUAUUAUGAUAAUCACACAUAAAAUGAGAAAUUUGUCACUGCUCCUUUAAAAAAA
Etheostoma cragini (Arkansas darter) is the source of this 3559-nucleotide messenger RNA. Its product is annotated as vascular endothelial growth factor C-like. The record is from RefSeq and is a predicted model, not a curated record. The transcript has 8 exons. Bases 706 to 1926 code for a protein of 406 amino acids. Gene Ontology annotation, cellular component: membrane. NCBI's taxonomy places the organism in Eukaryota, Metazoa, Chordata, Actinopteri, Perciformes, Percidae. Gene Ontology annotation, molecular function: vascular endothelial growth factor receptor 3 binding; chemoattractant activity; growth factor activity. Gene Ontology annotation, biological process: positive regulation of endothelial cell proliferation; induction of positive chemotaxis; positive regulation of protein phosphorylation.